Molecule: messenger RNA, 1726 nt
Organism: Oncorhynchus keta (chum salmon)
Lineage: Eukaryota; Metazoa; Chordata; Actinopteri; Salmoniformes; Salmonidae
Product: CUB and sushi domain-containing protein 3-like
Exons: 7
Coding region: 1-1722 (573 amino acids)
Source: RefSeq, a predicted model, not a curated record
AUGCCCACAGACCCUGUCACGGCAACACAGUGUUGCUUCUCAGGCAUCACUACAUACCCUGGUCACAGCAACACAGUGUUGCUUCUCAGGCAUCACUACAGACCACAGCAACACAGUGUUGCUUCUCAGGCAUCACUACAGACCCUGGUCACAGCAACACAGUGUUGCUUCUCAGGCAUCACUACAGACCCUGGUCACAGCAACACAGUGUUGCUUCUCAGGCAUCACUACAGACCCUGGUCACAGCAACACGGUGUUGCUUCUCAGGCAUCACUACAGACCCUGGUCACAGCUUCUCAGGCAUCACUACAGACCCUGGUCACAACAACACAGUGUUGCCUCUCAGGCAUCACUACAGACCCUGGUCACGGCAACAGUGUUGCUUCUCAGGCAUCACUACAGACCCUGGUCACGGGAACACGGUGUUGCUUCUCAGGCAUCACUACAGACCCUGGUCACAGCAACACAGUGUUGCUUCUCAGGCGUCACUACAGACCCUGGUCACAGCAACACAGUGUUGCUUCUCAGGCAUCACUACAGACCCUGGUCACAGCAACACGGUGUUGCUUCUCAGGCAUCACUACAGACCCUGGUCACGGCAACACAGUGUUGCUUCUCAGGCGUCACUACAGACCCUGGUCACGGCAACACAGUGUUGCUUCUCAGGCGUCACUACAGACCCUGGUCACGGGGAGAACUGGAUACAGAGACACCGUGGUCUACCAGUGUAACCCUGGCUUCAGACUCAUAGGAUCCUCGGUCCGCAUCUGCCAGCAGGAUCACCUCUGGUCUGGACAGCUGCCGCUGUGUGUCUCAAUCACAUGUGGCCAUCCAGGCAGUCCCAUCUAUGGGAGAACUACAGGGGACGGAUUCAACUACAACGAUGUGGUCAGCUUCUUCUGUAACCAAGGUUACGUACUGGAGGGAGAGUCCAGAGCCCAGUGCCAGGCGAGUCGCCAGUGGAGUCAACAGCCACCUUCAUGUAGAGUGGUGAACUGCACAGACCCUGGCAUCCCGGCUAACUCCAUCAGGGAGAGUAAGAUAGAGCACGGUAACUUCACCCUGGGCAGUGUGGUGUUCUACACCUGUAACCCUGGAUACUACCUGUUCGGUUCCUCCGCACUGACCUGUCAACCUAUUGGCCACUGGGACAAACCUCUACCUGAAUGUCUUGAGGAGGACUGUGGGAACCCUGGCUCUCCUCCCUACGGUACCAUGGUUGGGGACAAGUUCUCGUUUGGCUCCACGGUGCAGUACUCCUGUUCAGGGGACAGAGAGCUGAUUGGAGAGUCAUCACUCACCUGUCAAAUCAAUGGACACUGGAGUGGACCCAUACCUCACUGUUCAGGAGACUCUGUAGGCAGCUGUGGGGACCCUGGUACACCCGUCCAUGCAAGCAGAGAGGCCAGCAACUUCCAUCUGCGUAGUAAAGUCCGCUUCACCUGCGCUGUGGGCCACACACUGUACGGCUCAGCUGAGAGGAUCUGCUUUCCCAAUGGGACCUGGUCUGGGAGACAGCCCUUCUGCAAACCGGUGCACUGUGGUAACCCGGGGACACCUGCUCACGGCCGUAUUUUCCGGGUCGACGGUACGACCUUCACCCACUCUGUAGUCUACUCCUGUAUGGAUGGAUACCUCCUCUCAGGCACGCCCACCAGACACUGUCUGGCCAACGGCACCUGGUCUGGCACCGCUUCUAACUGCACCAGUAAGUACUACUGAUACC